Molecule: messenger RNA, 1480 nt
Organism: Penicillium brasilianum
Lineage: Eukaryota; Fungi; Ascomycota; Eurotiomycetes; Eurotiales; Aspergillaceae
Source: the annotation of a GenBank genome assembly
CGAAAAUGGGGCCCUUCAUUUCCCAUUUCUCACCUUUUUGGCCCUUUUCCCUUUCCCUUUCCCCUUCUCUUCCUGUAUAAACCUCUCCUGUCUUCCUCGAAAGCAGUGUCAUUCGUUUCAUCCUCAUAUCCACCUCCUUUCCAGACACGGGCUGUCACAUUCGUUUUCACCAGCCCCAUUCACUCUUUUCCAAUCUUCGGAUCAAUAAAUAAUCUACAUCAAUAUCAACACCAAACACCAAACACCACACACAUCCCAUACCACCACCACACCACAACAAUGCAGUUCUUCAAGACUAUCCUCCUCCUCGCCUCGGCUCUCGUGCCCAUGGCCUUCGCUGCAGAGCAAGCUGCUACCACUCCCUGCGUGACCACCACCAUCACCCUGGUGCCCUCCGGUUACACUGCUCCCUCUUCGACCGCGACUCCCACCCCUACCUCGACCCCAACCCCGACCUCCACUCCUACGCCUACCAGCACUCCGGUCUCCUCCAGCUCCUCCUUUGUCCGUGUGUCCAGCUCUACUCCCCUGAUCAAGGGCACUUCCACCGUUGUCGAGGUCAACACUGAGACUGCUGCGGCUGCCUCUACCUCCGCUUCUGCUUCUGCUUCCACCUUCGCGCACGCAAACGGCGCCUCAAUGCGCCAAGUCUCCGGUGCUAUGGCCGGUGUCGUUGCUGUCGUUGGUAUGCUCCUCGUUUAAAGGGACUACGCAGAAAGAGAUUCCGGGUCUCGACGCGAGCUUAUGCGACGCGACUCGAUAUCGGAUCUUGACGAUCCGCAGCGCAGCCUAGCCGCUGGCGCUCUAAUACUUCCACGUCUUGACUGACGGUGGGCUCAUACCUCCGAUUCUCCCAUAUCUUCUUGGAAACUUUGCGGUUGAAUACCCCCGGCAGCCUACUGUUUUUUUUUUUUCGUUUCUUAUUCUCUUUCCAUUCUUCCAUACAUAUUCUUCCGAUACACCCCUUUUUUUCUUUCUUCUCUUCUACCUUCUCAACGAUCACGGUCAUUGUGAUGAUUUUAUCGACUUCUUGAUGCCUAUACCCUUUUGACCACCUUUUCUUCUCACCUUCCUUACUAGCCCUUUUCACGUCAUCCAAGACUCUUCGUUUUUUGUCUAAUUUUUGACCCUUUUACUCCCUUCUUCUGGUGUCUUAUGACCGCUUGGAUUGAUGAUCUUAAAUUCCUCCACAUACCUCGAAACCGUUCCUGUCUGACUUGACCCUUGGGCUUUGAUCUCUUCUUGUUCUGCAAUGUGUAGGAGAGUAGAUUUGCGAAUAGAUCUGCAUUAUCUAUGCACAAAAUUUCGGCUCACAAAAGGAUACAUAACUGUAUUGCCUCGAUCGUUCCCCACAUGAAGUGGAUCUGCAGAUUCAUUGAUUAUCGAGUAUUUGACGUAAUACCCCUACAAAUGUCAACCCGUUGAAGAAUGAUGUCAAUGUAGACAAGGGUUCUCCACGUUUUGAUACUCACCUUCUCGG